UUUUUUUUUUGAGGAAAAAUUAUUGUCAAAGAAGUGUGUGAAACAGUCAGCGAAAGAGAUGGCUGAGUUUUAGAGUUUGGCAUUUCGCAGAUUGUUAACGUUUAAUACCACCGAUGCUUCGAAAAAACGAGUUUUUUCUUGAGGCGUCUACGAUCGACAGACGUUGGAUGAAUUUACCCAUUAAAAAUUUCGACACGAGAGAGCAGGAUUAUUUUCUCGACAAGUGCCAUCGCAUACGGCUUGUAAAUUUAGUGAGACGUUUUGGCGUUUCUUGGAAUUUCUCUCUCAAUCUUUGACGAAUAUUGACAACUCAAAAGAGUUGGCGAUGGGAGAGAACGAGAAGGAAUUUGUCCUGCAAUGGGAUGGACAUGCAGGAUAUGUCACAGAACGAUUUAGUGGAUUAUUGGCACGUCAGGCACUCGUUGAUGUGACACUUAUUUGUGAGGAGCAAAAAUUACGGGUUCAUAAAUUGGUUUUAGCAUCGUGCAGUUUAUAUUUUGAGGAGAUGCUGGAACAAGAUCUUGGUCAAGAGCCAAUUAUAGUUCUCAAAGAUUUGAACUUUGAAGUAUUAAAAGCGAUGGUUGAGUUUAUGUACUGCGGGGAAACUACUAUCUCACAAAAAUAUUUACCUUCUCUGCUGAUAGCGGCAAGACUGUUCAAAGUUAAUGAAUUAGAAUUUAUAGCUAAGCAGAUAUCUGAAUCUCAAAAAGUUAACACUGGCUCAAGUAGUGAUAAGAUUUUCGAGGAUUAUACCGACGGUUCUGAAUUUAUAAAUAAAUUAGUGGAAAUUGACAGCGAUUGCGAGGAGAUUAUUCCCGAUACACAAAACAACAAUGAUUGUUAUGAUAUUAAAGAUAUCAGUGACACUGAAUCGGAGAAAGGACCAUCGAUGGAAUGCUGUAGUGCUAGUAAUGAUUCCGAAGCAGAACAUACACUUUACGGGGAAAUUGAUAAAAAUAUUUCCGAAGCAACAACGAAUGAAAUGGAACGUAUUUCUAAAAUAUUAAAAAACGAAAAAUCGUUACUUGACAACGAAUCAAUAAUGAUUGAAUGCGAUAAUGAUGAAGAGGAAGAUGACGAUGAUGAAGAUGAUAAUUCGAGUGAAAAAACAAAUUACGAAGAAUGCUGUGAUUAUUCAAAUGACGAGAGUCGAAAAUCGUCACAACAACAAGACGAGACUGACGAACGUUAUUCAUCUGAUAGUACAGACGUGGGGAAUAAAGUUGGACAAUGUUUGAAAGUUUACACACACAAGAAACGUAAGAGCAUUAAUAAAAUUCGUAAUCAUUUAUUACAAUUCAAUGAAUUAUUACCAGAAUUACCAACGACGAAAAGUAUCGAUUUAUUAAACGACUCGUCGAGUGAUGAGACUUCCCUCAACAUUGAAAAUUCCGAAUAUGUCUCAAGUUUGACGAGUGAAAAUAUCCAGUCAAUCGUUGGUUGUACACUAAAUGAAUUCAAUUUAAUAGAUAGUGAUAACGAACUGUGUAAUGGUUUUUUUCCAAACAACGUCGACAAACAAUACGUAGUCGACAGUCACAAGGAAAUAAGAAAAGUCGAAUUCUUCACCGAAUACGAGAAUUGUAGUUUAAGAAAACAGCCAAUUUUACGAAGAAGCGUAAGACUUAGUCAACAAGAAUCCGAAGAGUCAAUCGACGAUUUUCUCGGUAAAACAAAAAAGCACAAGAUUCGUAUUGUCGACAGGGAACGUUCAACGAAUAAAGUUAAUAUAUUUCCCAAGAAAAAACGUAAACGACACUCUGAAACCACAGUGUCAAAUACAAAACAUAAUAGAACUCUACGCAAAACAACGAAAUUAGGAAAAUAUCGAACACGAACAAAAUUAGAGACAAAAGAAGACAAGGAAAAAGUGAAGAAUGAAAAAGAGGAGAAUUUCGCCCAACAAUUAAAUACAAUAGCAACUGUUAAUCGUGCCCUAUGGGGUGAUAUGACAGACAUUAGUCUCGCAAUUAAUGGUAAAGAUUCAAUGGAAUGUUCUUCGCCGAGUAUGGAAAUUCCAUUUGCCGUUGGUCUAUUGCCAUUGAGAGCGGCACUUGAAAAAAUGCAAGCAAUGCCUGAUUAUCAACCGAGAAAAACAAGAUCAUCAGUUGCACCCGCCAAGCAGGAUUUAAAUCACAAGAGAAAAAUUAAUAAUUGUGAAAUUGCAAAUAACUCGAAAAAAAAUAUUGCCAGUGAGAGUAUAAUUAAGGAAAAUGCUAAAACAGUUUGUCACAUUGAAAUUCGUACAGCAUCACAGUGCUCUCGUAGUCGAAAACGAUCGCUAUCCGAUUGUUCUAGUGUAGAACCAACUGCCAUAGCAGAUAAACAAUAGCAACAAUAAUUUUCAAGUAUGAGCUUUAUAUUAGUCUUAUUUUUUUUUCUCUUUAAAUUAUUUCAAACACAAGACGCAUUCUUAAUUUUCAAAAACGAAAAAAAAAAUUUUUUCCACUUUUGAACUUGUAAAUAUUAAUUUUAAUUUUCAUAAACAAAUUUACAAUGAUACGUUAAUUAGUAUAAAGAGAUGUGAUCAAUUUUAUAAGCAUUUUCCUGAAAAUUUUUUAAUUUUUUGUGCAGCUGUCUUAGAAAACAAUUAGUGAAUUUAAAGACACUAUUAAUAGUCCGAAAAUUGUUAAUUAAUCGCCAAUUUAUAGUUAAUUAACAAUUUUCUAUUUUUUCUACCUGAUAGAGAAGAGUUUUCGAAGUAAACACUCGAAAUAUGUUAUUAAGUUAAAAAUUCUAUUUUUGUUAAAUAAAAAAAAAGACAAAAAAAAAAGUAAUUUUAUUUUUUUAUAAUUUAUUAUAC
Molecule: messenger RNA, 2803 nt
Organism: Leptopilina heterotoma
Lineage: Eukaryota; Metazoa; Arthropoda; Insecta; Hymenoptera; Figitidae
Product: MATH and LRR domain-containing protein PFE0570w-like
Exons: 4
Coding region: 326-2332 (668 amino acids)
Biological process (GO): regulation of transcription by RNA polymerase II
Cellular component (GO): nucleus
Molecular function (GO): protein binding
Source: RefSeq, a predicted model, not a curated record